UCUCCGGAGGGGAAGCGCGGGUCCGGCUGCGGAGUGGCCUGCUUGGGGACUCCCCCAGGCCCGGCAAGGUGGCUCCAGUCUCCUCCCCCAGGCCUCUCCAGAGCCGCUGGAGGAAGCCCGGCUCUCUGAGGUUUGAGGGCAGAGCUCGGCCGAGUGGACCGUCAGAGAAGACCCGGAUUCCCCCUUUGCUGCCGCUCCCUGCCUGCUCUUCACCUGGCGGCAGAGACCUUCGCCUUCCUGGGGUCUGGAGGCUGAGCAGGCGGGGGAAUCAGUCCAGCUGUUUCCAGACUGAGAAUCGUGACUCAUUAGUGGGUCAGGAAAUCAAUUUAGUAUAGAAAUGAUCAGAGCGUGUGGCAAGUAGUGGGGGACUUACCCACCAGUAAGGAGGCCCAGCCCUUGAUACAGCUUGAACCACCUCCCGUAAACAAGAUGGCGUCGGAGAGCCUGGCCCCUUCCCUGAUCCCAUGAGGGGCGAGGCCCCUCGAAGCCCGAAGAUGGGGAACAUCACUGAGAACAACACGUCGACGAACUGUACCAUCGACCACACCAUCCACCAGACUCUGGCCCCGGUGGUCUAUGUGGCGGUGCUGGUGGUGGGCUUCCCGGCCAACUGCCUGUCCCUCUACUUCGGCUACCUGCAGAUCAAGGCCCGGAACGAGCUGGGCGUGUACCUGUGCAACCUGACGGUGGCCGACCUCUUCUACAUAUGCUCGCUGCCCUUCUGGCUGCAGUACGUGCUGCAGCACGACAACUGGUCGCACGGAGAUCUGUCCUGCCAGCUGUGCGGCGUCCUCCUCUACGAGAACAUCUACAUCAGCGUGGGCUUCCUGUGCUGCAUCUCCAUCGACCGCUACCUGGCCGUGGCCCACCCCUUCCGCUUCCACCAGUUCCGCACCCUGAAGGCGGCCGUGGCCGUCAGCGUGCUCAUCUGGGCCAAGGAGCUGCUGACCAGCGUCUACUUCUUCACGCACCAGCAGGUGGUGGAGGACAGCGAGCGGCACCGCGUCUGCUUCGAGCACUACCCGCUGGAGCCAUGGCAGCGCGGCAUCAACCACUACCGCUUCCUGGUGGGCUUCCUGUUCCCGCUGUGCCUGCUGCUGGCCUCCUACCGGGGCAUCCUGCGGGCCGUGCGCCGGAGCCACGGCACCCAGAAGAGCCGCAAGGACCAGAUCCAGCGGCUGGUGUUCAGCACGGUGGUCAUCUUCUUGGCCUGCUUCCUGCCCUACCACGCCCUGCUGCUGGUGCGCAGCCUCUGGGAGGCCAGCUGCCCCUUCGCCAAGGCCGUCUUCAACGCCUACCACUUCUCCCUGCUCCUCACCAGCUUCAACUGCGUGGCCGACCCCGUGCUGUACUGCUUCGUCAGCGAGUCCACCCACAGGGACCUGGGCCGCCUGCGCGGGGCCUGCCUGGCCUUCCUCACCUGCGCCGGGACCGGCCGGGGCAGAGAGGCCUACACGACGGGCGCCCCCGACACCUCGGGGAAAAGCGAUGAACCCGAGCUGCUCACCAGGCUCCACUCGACCUUCCAGGCCCCCAGCUCGCCUGGGGUGGGCGGGUCCCCCACGGGCGGCUUGGCCUAGCCGGGGUCCCUCCGCCACCGUGUGGGGCUAAGUGAGGCCUGAGCUUGCCCGCUCGGCCAAGUGCAGGUGGCUCUUCCUACGGGAGGGAAUGACGGGCCUGGGCCGCCGCGAGGCGUCUCUGGUCCCGGGGAGCCCGCUCCAGCUCGCUGAGCUGCUGUGUGUUGUCCGCUGCCGGCCUCUGGGGAGAGGAAGACAAGGGAUUGUCACCUCCGGGAGGUUCUCAAAGACGGGCUGGUGGGGGCAGGGUGCAGAGUGUGAGGGCCGGGGAUUGGGAAGUGAGGGCCGGUGUCUGGGUGCACACCUGCCAAGUUCUUCCGCUGCCGUUGUCACAGACGACACCCGUCCAAUGCACAGGUGUGUCUGAGGACAUGACGCGUGAAGCUGUAUUGUCACCGUUAACACUUGAGCCCCACCCCACAAAAGGAUCAGAAGGAAGAUGACCUCCCGGGAGGCUGGAGGGGAGAAGGGAGCUGGGGAGGUGGUCGGGCAGUGGAGGCGUGUGGU
This is a messenger RNA of Hyaena hyaena (striped hyena), 2084 nucleotides long. It is a transcript of the gene GPR68, whose product is annotated as G protein-coupled receptor 68. Gene Ontology annotation, biological process: cellular response to pH; G protein-coupled receptor signaling pathway. The record is from RefSeq and is a predicted model, not a curated record. Gene Ontology annotation, molecular function: G protein-coupled receptor activity. The transcript has 2 exons. Gene Ontology annotation, cellular component: membrane. NCBI's taxonomy places the organism in Eukaryota, Metazoa, Chordata, Mammalia, Carnivora, Hyaenidae. Bases 465 to 1580 code for a protein of 371 amino acids.